AUAUGAACGCAUAUUUACCUUGUCUAUCUACAUACGCAUGUCAAUAUCCAGGACAGUGAACUUAAUGUCGUCUAUAAAUGUUAAACAGUUUUUUUUUUCUCCAAAUAUGUCUCAUGAUUGUGUAACAGUGUGUCAUGUAUCAAAAUAAACUGUUUCACUGUGAUAUAAAAAGAGAGACAAAUUAAAGUGAUCAGCUUAAAGCUUUUUUUCUGUGCAUUGACUAACGACAGUAUAAAAAAACUGAGAUAGUGCAUGCGCGCCAGUGUUUACUAAAACAUAAUCAGUAAAAAUCAGUCAAGUACACGAACCUGGACAAUGGAUGUGCAGUGUUUACUGGAUAUCAAGGGAUGGAUUUUGUUAGCAAUAGCAUUGCUGUUGACAAUGUAUAUGUACAUCAAAUGGAAGUUUGGCAUUUGGCAUCGCUUGAGGAUACCAGGCCCAGACUUUAUGCCUUAUAUUGGACAGAUGAAGCAAUUUAGGGAAAAGGGAUUGGCUCAAUUGGAUGUAGAGCUGGUACAAAAAUAUGGAAGACUAGUUGGAUUAUUCUUCGGAAGCACACCCUCUCUUAUGAUUUCUGACCCAGAACUCAUAAAAAACAUCAUGGUCAAGGAUUUUUCGAAAGCUCCAAACAGAUUUGCACUGAUCACACGGCGUGACGAGUUGAAAUACUCGUUAACAGAUGUUGUCGAUGAUCACUGGAGGUUCAUACGAAACACUAUUCUUCCGACCUUUUCUAGUGGGAAAAUGAGAAAGAUGUCAUCCCUUUUACAAGUAAAAUAUAAGAUGUUGUUAGACGCUUUGAACAAAAGAGCUGCAGAGGGCGAAGUUAUUGAAUUCAAAGAGGUAUACGGGAAUUAUACAAUGGACGUCAUAGCCUCCUUAGGGUUUGGAAUGGAAAUAGAUUCCCAGACCAAUCCUGACAACACUUUUGUCAAAUACGCCAAAGAGUUGUUUACCGUGAAAUUCACUCCCCUCCUUAUUCUUGCUGCAAUGAGCUCGAAGAUUGACGCUGUUUUGAAUUAUUUCAAGAUAUCGCCCCUAAAUAAUCGUAAAGUGAUGGAAUUUUAUAAAUCGGCGGUACAUCAGGCUGUGGGGAUGCGCGAUGAUACAGACAAGGAUAGAAAAGACAUGCUUCAGCUUAUGCUCAACGCUCACAAAGACACAGACAGGAACGAAAUAGAAGAAACCCACACCUACGAGAACCCGGAACAAUGGAAAAAAAGAGGUUUGACUGUAGAAGAGAUUACAGGAAAUUCCAUUCUGUUUCUCCUGGCCGGAUUUGACACAACAGCCAGCACCAUGACCUUUAUGACGUACAAUCUUGCUACAAACCCGGAAUGCCAGGACCGACUCAUUGAGGAAAUCGACUCUGUAUUAGGAACAGAACUGCCUACAUACGACAAUAUACAGAAGUUAGAGUACUUAGAUAUGGUCUUUUGUGAGACUUUACGUUUGUACCCUCCGGCAACAAGAAUUAACAGGUCAAAUUUGGAUGAAAUGGACAUUAAUGGGAUAAAAAUUCCGAAGGAAACCGAACUGACGUUUCCCGUUUUUGCGAUCCAUAGAGAUCCCGAGUUUUGGGAAGAACCAGAGAAAUUCAGAUUCACACCUGAAAACAAAGCCAAGCGCAGUCCGUACGUGUACCUACCUUUUGGCCACGGUCCCAGGAACUGUAUUGGCCAGCGUCUAGCCGCCAUGGAGGCCAAGUGUGCCCUCGUCUAUAUUCUACAACACUACCGCUUUGUCACAUGCAGCGAAACAGAGAUACCAUUAGAAUUGAGCAAAGAUGCCCUGAUGAAACCAGCCAAUGGGGUGAAGUUAAAGCUGGAAAAAAAGAUAACUGACUAGGAUGAAAUUGUUACGAUUAAGACAGUAUAUGACUAUACACAUUCCUUCUUGAACAAAUGUUUAUAGAUAAUAUAAUGAAAUGACAAAAAUGCAAUAUUAAUACAGUAUAUGACUAUAUAUUUUUUUUUUUUGGUUUGUUGUAGAAAUAAAGAUAACUUAAAAGAU
Messenger RNA from Magallana angulata, 2013 nucleotides. Its product is annotated as cytochrome P450 3A11-like. NCBI's taxonomy places the organism in Eukaryota, Metazoa, Mollusca, Bivalvia, Ostreida, Ostreidae. Gene Ontology annotation, molecular function: iron ion binding; steroid hydroxylase activity; oxidoreductase activity, acting on paired donors, with incorporation or reduction of molecular oxygen. The coding region runs from base 316 to 1848 and encodes 510 amino acids. The record is from RefSeq and is a predicted model, not a curated record. The transcript is spliced from 15 exons.